Athene cunicularia (burrowing owl) is the source of this 904-nucleotide messenger RNA. Its product is annotated as cytochrome c oxidase assembly factor 4 homolog, mitochondrial. Gene Ontology annotation, cellular component: mitochondrial intermembrane space. The coding region runs from base 489 to 755 and encodes 88 amino acids. The record is from RefSeq and is a predicted model, not a curated record. Lineage: Eukaryota; Metazoa; Chordata; Aves; Strigiformes; Strigidae. The transcript is spliced from 2 exons. Gene Ontology annotation, biological process: mitochondrial respiratory chain complex IV assembly.
UGGUAUGCCUGGGGAGGUGCUGGGAACCCAUAGAGGGGAUGAGCAACAUGGGUUGGGGGAUGCUGGGCACCCAUGGGUGGUGGUGAGAUGCUUGGGGAGGUGCUGAGCACCCAUGGGAGAAGGAUGGAGGGUGCUGGGCACCCAUGGGAGAAGCAUGGAGGGUGCUGGGCACCCACAGGUGGUAGUGGGAUGCAUGGGGAGGUGCUGAGCACCCAUAGGAGGAUGCAUGGGGGGUGCUGGGCACCCACGGAGGUGUGGGGGCUGCAUGAGAGGUGGUUGAGGUCCUCCUGGGGUUGCAUGGAGCAUAUGGGGGCACCCAUGUGGGCAUGGAGGGUGCUGGGCACCCACAGGGGUGUGGUAGGGGGGUACUGAGGGUGUUGAGCACGCUGGGAGGUGCCCCCAGAAAAGGGAGCCGUUGACCCAAAUAAAACUCUCAAGGGACCAGCAGCACCCCAACGCCUGCCACCUCCCUCCAGCGGGGCUCAGCCAUGGCAAGACCUGGACACGCCUGGAGCCGCCUGUCCUUGGAGGAAGAUGAGGAGGCCGAGGACCCGUUGGAUGCCAUGAUCUCGCGGACAGGCUGCGCAGCGCAGCACCGGGAGCUGCAAGAGUGCAUGGCGGAGCGGCAGGACUGGCGGCACUGCCAAGCCCAGGUCCGGGCUUUUGGCGAGUGCAUGGCCCGGCGGCAGCGCCCCGAGGAGCCGCACCGGGCAGCCGGCUCACGCCAAACCAACCCCUCACCCACCAGGGACUGAAAUCACCAGGGAACCCCCACUCCUAGCACCACAGGAAUGGGGUAGCUGUGCCAUUUGACCCCUUUUUUCGUGUUGUUUUUUUUAUUGAAGUGGGUGGAGGCACUGGGUAAAUCCACACUAAAUUAAAUCUGGUGACAUUUGUUGCUCUG